Molecule: messenger RNA, 3877 nt
Organism: Cryptomeria japonica (Japanese cedar)
Lineage: Eukaryota; Viridiplantae; Streptophyta; Pinopsida; Cupressales; Cupressaceae
Product: ATP synthase subunit alpha, mitochondrial-like
Exons: 1
Coding region: 1857-3797 (646 amino acids)
Biological process (GO): proton transmembrane transport; proton motive force-driven ATP synthesis
Molecular function (GO): proton-transporting ATP synthase activity, rotational mechanism; ATP binding; ADP binding
Source: RefSeq, a predicted model, not a curated record
UAGAAUCUGGCCCGGGUUGGGUGGGGGGUAUUGGCGAGAAAGAUUUGCUGGGUGGGAGGCCCCGAACCUAUUCUGUUUUUGAAGCCGGGUGGAAUAGGCGCUUAGGAAGCGGACCUUCUUUGGCUGGAUCUAGCCCCUACGGGGUUUAUCUGAGCGUGACUUGGGAGUGGGGUGUGGCGAAUAAAACUUAUCUCAAAGCGCACUGGAUAACGGAGCUGCUGGGUAAGUAAUAGUCCGAGCAGAUUCAGUUAAUGAUGCAUUUGACCCAGCGGUUGAUCCAGCACCAUCAGUAACAGUAGCAAAGUCAUAGCCUGCAGCUCCGGUUUCAUACCCAUAUGUAGUGUAGUUCCAGAACCAGCGGAUUCAGCAGCGUCUGAACCGGGGACAAGGGUGUCAUCAGCACUAGUUUCCCCUAUUCCAGUCCCAGAUCCCGUGCCUGCAGAAGCGAAGGUGGCAGUAUCUGUAUGGGCAGGGGUGAAUGCAGAAGCUACCGUUUCAUCACCCAACAUCCUUGCCCGUGCCAGAACCUGUGAAUGACCCCAGCAUAUUCACCAACAGCAGCUAAGGCAGAACCAGGAGCAUCCCCUCCCAAUCGAGAACUUGUUCCAGUCCCGAAUACGGAUCCGAGGCGAGCAGUCUAACCCACGGUAGUUUAAGUAUAAGUAAAGGAGGCAGUUUCUUCACCCAAGACCCAGUUGACAUCUAAGCAGAUUAAAGCGAAGGUCGAAUGCAGGGUUCAGUUGGACCAGUGGGGUGGGCCCUACUAUUCUAAGGGGAAGUUUUUGGGGUUUAUUGAGAAAUUCAACAUUGCCUAUCUCCCCUAACCCACCCUGGCGAUCGGAUUAUUCGAUCCGUAGACGGCACAUUCUUAUUCUUAUUGUUUCGUUCCCGGAUGAAGUGAAGAUAGCACCGGCCCGAGAUGAGAUCAUCUAUCCUUUACACCGGUAGGGGCGGAGCUAGUCACUACUUGUAUUAGCUGGGGCCUGCCUCUCUCAAUUCGAUUGAAAGGUGGGCAGGGAGGGUUUGGGAAAGGGGUGAGAAUAAGAAGUGAUCGGCAAUGGAGGAUCCGGAAUCGGGGGGCUAUCGAGGCUACGUUAGGCUACGGGGGUCUAGGAGCCCCCACAAGGCGUUAAUGCAUAAAUGACCCGGGUUCGAGGAGGGAACCGGUUAGGGUGGGGAAUGAGGUUGCCUCAAAGUCGAAUCAAUCCCUCUCGGUUUCUUUAGGCUCAAUCUAGGCCCUACUAUUCUAUGGGGCCCCGCCCAAUUCUAUGGGCCUUCUCGAUUCUAUACGUAACAUGCCUAUAAUGUUGCCCCUACUAUUCUGGUAGGUCGGGGUGGGCCCCUACUAUUCUAUGGCAGGUGGAUGAUAGUUGGCAUGUUACGUAUAGAAUCUCGAGCUCCGGGGUCUUCACGCAUAUGUAUCAACUCUUCUUUUGGAACCAUAGCUGCAAGAAGUCAUCAGUUCAAAGCUCGCCUUCCUUCUCGACUAACGUGGCGCCGCCCCUAACUUUUGAGAACCAACUCCUAGUUCCCCGUUCCCGAAAUGUUGAUUAAUUGUAUUGAUGAUUUGGGAAUUUGUUCAUUCCGGGGGCACCCGACAUGGCAUUUCCACGAUUGCAUAACAUUCCCUCCCGGUCGUCGCCGCCUUCGCCGUCGCCAUUCCCAGCCUUGGUAGAAGUGGGUAGCGGCACUGGGUGGACGGUCUAUCCGCUUGAGCAUCAAUCUAUUGUGCGGGAAGGGAGUUAGCCGGUUACAGUACUUCCGGUGUCGGCCUUCCUUGCUAGAUUUUAUUGCCUUGUAUUUUUUUGAAACUAUUAGAACAGAACACGGAACUCACUACUCCAUCAGAAAACAAAAUGACCAACUAUAGGACCGAUCUAAAGGUUGAUGAGAUCGGUCGAGUGGUCUCAGUCGGAGAUGGGAUUGCACGUGUCUAUGGAUUGAACGAGAUUCAAGCUGGGGAAAUGGUCGAAUUUGCCAGCGGUGUGAAAGGAAUAGCGUUGAAUCUUGAGAAUGAGAAUGUAGGUAUCGUCGUAUCCGGUAACGACGUUGCCAUAAAAGAAGGAGAUUUGGUCAAGCGGACUGGAUCUAUUGUGGAUGUCCCCGUGGGAAAGGCCCUGCCAGGUCGUGUGGUGGAUGCGUUGGGAGUACCUAUUGAUGGAAAAGGGGCACUACAGGUCGAUGAGGGCGCCGCCGAACGAAGACGUGUCGAAGCGAAAGCCCCAGGGAUUAUCGAACGUAAAUCCGUGCACGAACCUCUGCAAACAGGGUUAAAAGCGGUGGAUAGCCUGGUUCCUAUAGGCCGUGGUCAACGAGAACUGAUCAUUGGAGACCGGCAAACUGGGAAAACCGCUAUAGCUAUUGAUAUCAUAUCAAACCAGAAGCGCUCCCACCGUAGUUCGGGCACCUCUGAUAGUGUGUAUCGCGUCCAUGUAGCGAUUGGGCAAAAACGCUCGACCGUGGCCCAAUUGGUUCAAAUUCUCCCGGAAGCGGAUGCGUUGGAGUAUUCCGUAAUCAAUGCAGCCACCGCUUCGGAUCCUGCUCCUCCGCAAUUUCUGGCCCCAUAUUCCGGGUGUGCCAUGGGAGAAUAUUCUCGUGAUAAUGGAAUGCACGCAUUAAUCAUCUAUGAUGAUCCGAGUAAACAGGCGGUGGCGUAUCGACAAAUGUCAUUAUCGCUUCGCCGCCCACCAGGCCGUGAGGCUUUCCCAGGGGAUGUUUUCUAUUCGCACUCCCGUCUAUCGGAAAGAGCCGCAAAACGAUCGGACCAGACAGGUGCGGGUAGCUUGACCGCGUUACCCGUAAUCGAAACACAAGCUGGAGACGUGUCGGCCUAUAUCCCUACCAAUGUGAUCCCCAUUACAGAUGGACAGAUUUGUCUGGAAACAGAGCUCUUCCAUCGCGGAAUUAGACCGGCUAUUAACGUUGGCUUACCCGUCAGUCGCGUUGGGUCCGCCGCUCAGUUGAAAGCUAUGAAACAAGUACGCGGUAGUUCAAAACCCGAAUCGGCGCAAUACCGUGAAGUGGCCGCCUUUGCUCAAUCCGGGUCAGACCUUGAUGCUGCGACUCAGGCACUAUCAAAUAGAGGUGCUAGGCUCACAGAAGUUCCGAAACAACCGCAAUAUCCACCACCUCCUAUUGAAAAACAAAUCCUAGUUCCGCUCGAUAGGUUUAUCUACGCCGGAAUUUUACAUGGUCUAAUCGUUCAGCGCAAGUUGCGCGGUAAAGUUCCAUCAUGGUUUAUCCCCCUGGCACGACUGGGGGGAACCUUAUUUAUGUCUUGGGCGGUGACAGAACUCGGCUUCGGGUCCCCUUUCAUUAACGCGGAGGCCCAGGGGAACGACGGUUGGGAAGAUGAUCCUAUUGCCGAUUUUUUCACCGCUAGUUGGAAUCAGGCUUCAUCUUCCCAAUCGAAUCAUCCCGUUAAUCCAACACCAGCAGCGGAGGGGGAAGUUUGGCCGGGGAGGGACUGGUGGAGGCAGAAAGUGCCGGCGGAGGGGGUAGAUCAUUCUCACGAGGAUCUAUUCGAUGCACACAUAGACUUCGCCGGGGAUGGUGUAUGGCACCAACUGUCCCAGAAUGUCUCAAGUAUUGCGGACUCCCAACGCAGAAUAGUGGAAUACCAGGCCCGGUUGCAGUCAAUAAGCCAGAGCGAUCCGCUCUGUAAGGAGCGGAUGCAGUUUGGCCUGGCCAAAAUUGCCUCCUUGGAGACAAGCUUGGAGUUGGCCAAAAGUCAACGGAACGAGUCUUUCGUUGAAAUCCUCUCCGUAUUAAAACUCUAUUAUAGGGAUAGGAGGUGACCUAAAAAAGUUUUGUUUCAAUCGGCGGAGGAGGGUGGAGAACCAUUGGAUGGGAAUAGGGGUUCUACCGAUUGAACUAG